Vespa velutina is the source of this 1009-nucleotide messenger RNA. RefSeq lists its product as uncharacterized. Lineage: Eukaryota; Metazoa; Arthropoda; Insecta; Hymenoptera; Vespidae. The record is from RefSeq and is a predicted model, not a curated record. The coding region runs from base 153 to 914 and encodes 253 amino acids. The transcript is spliced from 2 exons.
CGAGGAUGCCAUCUGCUUGGUAUAUAUCGACCGGGGCCACUAAUCCUGUCGACAGUUCUCUCUGAUCGAGGGUGACAAAGCUCGUGAGAUUUUUUUGAUCCGGAUACAAUUAACGAAAAAAUAGUUUUGAAAUCGACACGCAGGCGAGGAAGAUGGAUCUCUUCAAGUGGACUCUCGGAAUUUUUGCUCUCAGUACUAUGAUUGUCGUCAAUCUGGCGAACGAAGAGUUCAGUUUCUUCAACAAAGGAUACCGUGCUCUUUACCGAGUUUAUGAAGAAUGUCAACAGCGUAACGUGGCUGUGUCAUCGUGCCUAAAGAAAAAGGCUAUAUCUUUCCUCGAUAGACUUGGUCGUAUCGAUAGUCUACCAAUAGGAGAGAAUUUAGAACUUAUCAAAGUUGCUUCUUCGGCGGAAAACGAAUCAAAGAGCUCGACAAUCGAUCUGGAAAGCUUAGGUCGCAAUAGUGGUGUUUCCAAGGAUGAAAUACUCAAUGAUAUUCUUUUGGAUAGAAUCGCAAAUCUGUUAAACGGAUUCAAUGUGCAAAUUCGUCUUCCAAAGACCAAUUUUGGUGAACUGAAACGUAGCAUCGAGGAAGGACGUGGUAAGAUGAAGAAGAUGAUGGGAAUGAUGAUGAUGGGUAUAGCCAUGAAAAUGGCUGCUCUGGUACCGAUUGCCAUGGGCGUUCUUUUCCUUCUCGCUGGUAAAGCUCUUAUCAUCAGCAAGAUAGCUCUGGUACUGUCGUUGAUAAUUGGUCUGAAAAAGUUGCUUAGUCAGAAGCAGAGUCACGAUUCUCACGGUGGAUGGCAGCAAAGUGGCGGUGGAUGGGACAGGAGUUUGAAGGAAGUGACCGCCGUCACGGAAGCCGACAGGCAGUACGCUCACAAUCUGGCAUACAGCGCGAGAGUACAACAUUGAUGGAUAGCCGAGAAGGAAAGAGAGAAAGAAAGAGAAAGAAAGAGAGAGAGAGAGAGAGAGAGAGAGAGAGAGAGAGAGAGAGAGAGAAAGAAAGA